Molecule: messenger RNA, 2473 nt
Organism: Hemibagrus wyckioides
Lineage: Eukaryota; Metazoa; Chordata; Actinopteri; Siluriformes; Bagridae
Gene: cbsa
Product: cystathionine beta-synthase a
Exons: 15
Coding region: 216-1919 (567 amino acids)
Cellular component (GO): cytoplasm
Molecular function (GO): cysteine synthase activity; cystathionine beta-synthase activity
Source: RefSeq, a predicted model, not a curated record
ACUACUAAUACCUCUUAGGCCAGGUUUAUGAAAUGUCCAAAACAUUUUUACGAAAAUUUGUUUCCAGUUUUUGUGUGUGACGUAACCGCACCGGCCCCCUUCCCUUUAAAUGUGAACCCUCCCCCUUGCUCUGUUCACUCUGGUCCAAUCUGAGCUCUGGGGGUUUUCUUAUUACCUUAACUUACAGUCUCUGAAGUCCAUCUGUAAAGUGAAUCAUGCCUUCAGUGCCUUCCAAUACAGAGAAUGAUCUCUCCAAACCUGCCUGCCCCUUUGCUGGCAAAAAGACCACCACCACCACUGGGAGUAGUGAUGGAAUUUUACAGAAAAAUGGGAGUGAAAGCACUGAGAAUGCCAUCGAGAAAUGGAUCCGUCCCGACCUUCCCAGCAAGUGCACAUGGAGCCUGGGAGCAGAGCAAAUGGACUCCCCACACACACAUGCAGUCAGGACAAGCAUUCCGAGCAUCUUACCUAACAUCCUCAAAAAAAUUGGAGACACACCAAUGGUACGCAUCAACAAGAUCAACAAGACGUUCGGGCUUAAGUGUGAGCUGUUGGCAAAAUGUGAGUUCUUCAAUGCUGGUGGCAGUGUUAAAGACAGGAUCAGUCUGCGCAUGGUCGAGGAUGCAGAGAGAGCAGGCAUCCUCAAACCUGGAGAUACCAUCAUAGAGCCUACCUCUGGAAAUACUGGUAUUGGCCUAGCUCUGGCUGCUGCUGUAAAGGGCUACCGCUGCAUCAUUGUCAUGCCUGAAAAAAUGAGCAUGGAAAAGGUGGACGUGUUGAGAGCUCUUGGAGCGGAGAUAGUCCGCACACCCACCAGCGCCCGUUUUGAUUCCCCGGAAUCCCAUGUUGGCGUGGCUUGGCGCCUGAAGAACGAAAUCCCCAAUUCACACAUCCUGGACCAGUAUCGCAAUCCCAGCAACCCCCUGGCUCACUACGACAACACGGCUGAGGAGAUCCUAGAACAGUGUGAUGGAAAAGUGGACAUGCUGGUAGCAGGAGCUGGCACUGGAGGCACCAUCACUGGUGUAGCUCGCAAACUGAAGGAGAAAUGCCCCAACAUUAAGAUUAUUGCUGUGGACCCAGAGGGAUCCAUUCUGGCUGAACCAGAGGAUCUGAACCAGACGGAUAAGACACAGUACGAGGUGGAAGGCAUCGGAUAUGACUUCAUUCCUACUGUGCUAGACAGAUCUGUGGUGGACAGGUGGUACAAGUCCAAUGAUGAAGAGUCAUUCACUAUGGCUCGUAUGCUUAUGAGAGAUGAAGGCCUGCUUUGUGGUGGCAGUUCUGGCUCGGCCAUGGCAGCGGCGGUGAAGAUGGCUAAAGAGCUGAAGGAAGGGCAGCGCUGUGUGGUCAUCCUUCCUGAUUCCAUCCGCAACUACAUGUCCAAGUUCCUAAAUGACACCUGGAUGUACCAAAAGGGUUUCCUCACUGCAGAAGACAGCAUGGUUAGGAAGCCUUGGUGGUGGAAUCUCAGGUUACAGACUUUGAACCUUUCGGCUCCUCUCACUGUCUUGCCCACAGUCUCCUGUCAAAAAACCAUCAAGAUUCUGAAAGAAAAGGCAUUUGACCAAGCACCUGUCGUAGAUGAGGCUGGGGUCAUUCUUGGUAUGGUCACUCUGGGGAACAUGUUAGCCUCUGUGCUAGCUGGGAAGAUCAAACCAUCCGAUCCUGUCAGCAAAGUGCUCUACAAACAGUUCAAACAGAUUUGUCUAACCGAUAACCUCGGUAAACUCUCACGGAUCCUGGAGACGGAUCACUUCGCCCUGGUGGUGCAUGAGCAAAUUCAGUAUUUAACAGACGGUUCCACCGUAAUGAAGUACAUGGUGUUUGGAGUAGUGACGGCCAUUGACCUGCUCAACUUUGUCACAGCUCGUGAGAAACGGGAGCGCUCCAUUUCUGAGUGUACAGAUGAGCUGUGAGAAAGGAGCAUCAGCCCAAAUUACUGUGGAACAUAUUUUAUGAAAUAUAUGUAGAUGCUCAGAAAUUCUGCAGUGGAGGUUUUGCUUCUUGGGUAAUUCGACAGUUUUGGUCUACAAAAUUGAAAUUUUUUCUAGAAAGACCGUCUUUCUCUUCUUUGUGUGUUGUAUUGCAUUGUGUGUUGCGUCAUGAAUGCUAUUAAAUGUUACUGUUUACAAUCAGGCUGAUAUGUUGUGUAAAAGAAUUACAAGAGCGCUUAAGCUAUAACAUUUUGCUCUAGAGAGAUGCCUUCAUGCAGAAUCUGAUUUUGUCCCAUCUUAUUAAAAUUUCAUAUAUAUUUUUUUUAAGAUAGAAUUUUUCUUUGUAAAGAAAUUUCUCUGAAUUGACUACCACUAGAGGGCGAUGUGCUUCAUUUUACUUUAUUUUUUUCAAAUGCUUUAUACUGUUUGAGGCUGUCCAGAGUCUGAUGGCUUGGUUGACAAAGCAAUACAUUUCAAUGGAGGUAACUGUAAGAACAUCAUUGUGCUAAUAAAAACAACAACAACAAAAAAGCAAA